Molecule: messenger RNA, 1338 nt
Organism: Pelodiscus sinensis (Chinese soft-shelled turtle)
Lineage: Eukaryota; Metazoa; Chordata; Testudines; Trionychidae
Source: RefSeq, a predicted model, not a curated record
GACGGAGACUUUUCAGCUUGGAAAAGAAAUGACUAACAGGUGGGGGAUAUGUUAGAGGGCUACAAAAUCAUGAACAGCGUGGAAAAAUAGAACAAGGAAAUGUUAUUUAUCCCUUCACUAACAUAACACCAGAAGCUGAUGCGAUGAAAUUAUCGGCAGCAGAUUGGAAACAAACAAAAAAAAUUAUUUCUUCAUAGUCAACCUGUGGACUCUUUGCCAGGAGAUGGAGGAAAGGUCCAAACCCGAACAAGGUUCCAAUAAGAACCAACACCUGGCAUUGGCCGCUGAUGGAGGACAGGACACUGCGCAAGAUGGACCAGUGCUCUGGCCCAGUGUGGCCAUUCUGAUGUUCUUAUCCAGAGCUGAAAUGUACCUGCCCCCUGCUGUAACCACUGGGCCCUGCCCCCCUCCAGAGCAGAGAGUGAGCCCAGGAGCCCUGGCCGUCUCCAGUGACCAGGUCAAGGUACAGAUUACAGUGUUACGGCCAACCAGUGUCCUUUCAGUGCCUUGUCACAAGAAGGCAGACGUUCGUAUUAGAACAGCAGAAUGGGUCUAUUUCUCUGGGGAUUCGACACAGCGCUCCUGCCAGCUAACUGCUACGUUACCUGCCCAAAAGCUAGAGUUUUCCGGUGCCAUAGUAGCCCUGGAAAGCGGUGCUGUGUGGGGCAGGAAGGAGAAUGGAUGUGCUGCUUGGCUUGCACUGAGCAUGCUCAGUAGCACCGCUGAAGCCGCUGUUCUCAGUCUGUGCCCCCACGCCCUCACUCUGCCCCCGGCCAUCACGGCUUUCGCCGGUCCCUCCCCCCGCCGCGUCACGCUGGGGCUCCUCACAGCCCGCUCCUCGCCAUACCCGGCUGCGCGGUGGGGGAGAGCACUUGGCACUUGCUCCCUGUGCCUUGCUGGCAGUGGGGGUCCCUGGGGCGCUGCAGGGCAGCCUCCGCCUGGUGAGCGGCAGGAGGGAAGCGACGGAAAAGUCGGCCCCAGCCCCAGAGGGGAGGCCUGAGGAAUCUCUGCCUGCCCGGCCCUGGCGUCACCUGCUUCCACUCAGGGAUAUGCCCAGGCCUGGCCUGAGGAUGCCAGGGCGGGCCAGAGGGGAAUCUCUGGCACAAGCCCUAAGCCUAGUGACCCCGUGUGGGUCCCAAACAAGAGGAGGGCGUCCCUGGGUCCCCACCCCCUGCCCCAGGAGUGAAGCCAGCAGCCUCUCUCCUCCAGCCCUGGCAGGCACGGUUCAAGCCUUAGGCCCCUGCAACGCACCAGGCCACAUUGCCUGGCGCCCUGCAGCCUCCCCUCCUGGGCCUCCGGCUGGCUCUGCUCGCUGGGCUGUUACCGCUCAGCCGUGCG